AUGCUUAAGAAGCAGAAUUCAAUCCGUAUUGGAUUUUGUUUGAUUAUUAUUCUACUGUUAAGAGGCAUAUUCCGGAACUCGAAACCGCCAAUGUCAGCUAAAAUGAGUAGUCCCGUGGUAAUCAUUGGAUCAGGUUUAGCUGGUUUGAGCACAGCUAAUCAAUUGGUUAACAAAUACAAAAUUCCAAUCUUGUUGAUGGAUAAGUCUGCUUCUAUCGGUGGAAACUCGAUAAAGGCGUCUAGUGGUAUCAAUGGAGCUGUAACUUCCACCCAAAAGGCGCUUCAUGUCGAUGACAGCGUCGAUUUAUUUUAUCACGAUACUUUGAAGUCAGCCAAGGGCCUUGGUAGCUCCAAUUUGAUGUUGAAAUUAUCGCAAGAGUCCAGCAAUGCAAUCAGUUCGCUCCAGAAGGAUUUCGGUCUCAAGUUAGACCUCUUAUCCCAGCUAGGUGGUCAUUCUCAACAGAGAACGCAUAGAUCAUCUGGAAAACUGCCACCAGGUUUUGAAAUUGUGCAGGCGCUAUCGAAAAACUUGAAGAGCCUUGAAGAGGCCGACUCUCCACUCGUCAAGAUUCUUCUCAACAGCACACUUGUCGACGUUAAUAUAAAAGACGGGAAAGUUUACUCUGUCAAAUACGUUGACGACAAGGGCGAAACGCAGACUCUGGCCACUGACAGUGUCGUUUUUUGUUCUGGUGGAUUUGGUUAUUCAACGGAAAUGCUUGAGAAAUACGCUCCUCAGUUAAAGCAUUUGCCAACCACUAAUGGAGCCCAGACUACUGGAGAUGGACAGCGCCUAUUAGAGCAACUGGGUGCCGAUCUGAUCGAUAUGAGCCAGGUUCAAGUACAUCCCACAGGAUUCAUUGACCCAACCAAUCGUUCUAGUAAUUGGAAAUUUCUUGCUGCGGAGGCCCUGAGAGGACUCGGUGGUAUUUUGAUAAAUCCUCUCACUGGGAGAAGGUUUGUGGACGAACUGGGUACCAGAGACAAAGUGACCGCGGCCAUCCAGGAGAAAUGCCCUCAGGAUGAAAACAGAGCAUACCUCGUAAUGAGCGAGUCAGUUUACGAGAACUACAAGGACAACAUGAACUUUUACAUUUUCAAGAAGCUUGUCCAGAAGUCUAAUGUUCAGGAAUUUGCUCAAGAUUUGCCCAUUACAGUCAAGGAACUCCGUCAAGUAUUGCACGGCUACUCGACCCAAACCCAAGAUGAAUUUGGCCGCACCCACAAAAUCAAUACCUUUGGCGAAAACCUACAAGAAUCGACUACGAUCUACGUCAGUGAAAUCACACCUGUCGUCCAUUUUACCAUGGGCGGUGCCAAAAUUAACGACAACGCACAAGUACUCAAUAAAGAAGGCGUUCCUGUCGCCGAGGGCCUAUUUGCGGCGGGUGAAGUCUCUGGUGGUGUUCAUGGAGGGAACAGACUCGGUGGAUCAAGUUUGCUCGAAUGUGUGGUUUUCGGAAAAACAGCUGCUGAUUCCAUUGCUCAUCGUCUUGGAAAUGAUUUCUGA
This is a messenger RNA of Lachancea mirantina, 1509 nucleotides long. NCBI's taxonomy places the organism in Eukaryota, Fungi, Ascomycota, Saccharomycetes, Saccharomycetales, Saccharomycetaceae. The record is from the annotation of a GenBank genome assembly.